CGUCCAGACUGCACCUCUACAUCAGCGUCUUCAGCCUGGUGUGUCUCUGAGCCCCUGUGGGACAGGACGAAUCCUCACCAUUGACAACACUGGAGAGUUGACGUUAGCUAGUUUUCCCACUUUGCUCGUGUUAUGCUAAUGUUUACUUCAGCUAGUUAGCAUGCGCUUGGAUGACUUCUUCAACCCGAAGAAGACGUCGACGGCUUUUCAAACCGACUGGGUUAGCUUCGGUUGUUACCGAGAGUCCACAAACUGAACACUUUGACGCAGUGUGAUGUUUUUUUGUCUCAGACGUCGCUGUCGGAGCUGAGAUAGCUAGCUAAUCUUACAGCUGGAGCUAACAGCCAAAGUUUGACACAAAGUCUUGAUAGUAAAAAUAAUAAUGGGGUCCAGGUUAGGUCCAGGGUUUGAAUGGACAAAGCUCAUACUGGCUAAGGUUAACACUUUACACAAGAGGAUGUUCAGGGCCCCUCAUGUCCUGACAUGGUCCUGUCCAACAAGGACAUUGCUGCUGUUGAGAGCAUGUCCCCCGUCUGCUCUCUCUGAGCACACAGUGUGCCAGGGUGCAAGACAUGUGAAGGGGAACCGGAAUGAAGGGAUUCCUGGAGGAGGCCGAAGCAAUGAGGGGCUGUCAUCAUUAUCCAAAGAGACUGUAUCCAAUUCAAUACAGCCACAUGUAUUCAACUGGAAGUGUGAUAGUCAUCACCUGACAGAGGUUUCAUUUCAUAACUCCGUAUCCAAAACAAUUGUAUCCAGUCCUCAUCAGACCCCUCAACUUUCUACCUCUGUAAAAAACAAACCAGUUCCUGAAUCAUGGCAAUCCACUGUAGUGAAAGUUUCAGGUCGGAACCCUCAAGCUAUGAGCACUCACCAGGAAUGUUUAACCAACACAACUUGCCUUCUACCCUGGAGGAGGCCUCAAGACUUUUGCCAUGUUUCACUCAGUUUCACCAAUAAGUCUCCAUGUAACCCACAAAGCCAUUUAUAUCACAGGCGGCACACUGCCAGCUUAUCAGCUAUGUCAUCACGCAUCUUAAACCACUUUCACAGACGAUCACAAGCCACCAGCUUCUUUCUUCAGCAAAGCAGAGCUAUUCAUCAGGUUUCCCCUCAUUUGGUGGAUGACUGGAGGGACUGUCUAUCCCUGGAGAAUGAAAACAGGUGUCGACAGAACCUCAGGCCCAACUUGAAGCUCUAUGAUGCAGCAAGAUGGAGCAAAGCAACAAGUCAGAGCCAAGGAGAGAAACAGCGGAAAUAUGCAUCUGUCCUGGUCUCGCUCUGCACUGUUGGGGGGCAGCCAGCGUUUCUCUUCACCCUACGCUCCUUAAAACUGGGCAGGAACAAGGGAGAUGUCAGCUUUGCAGGAGGAAAAAGUGAUCCCUCAGAUAGAGAUGUGGUGGCCACAGCGCUGAGGGAAACCUGGGAGGAGCUGGGUGUUAAUGUUGCAGCAGACAGGGUCUGGGGAGUCCUGAAGCCUCUCAGGGACAUGACAGGGAUGAUGAUUGCUCCUGUUCUGGCUAACCUGGGGCCUGUAGAGGAGUUGUCGUUCAAACCAAACCCUGCAGAGGUCGAGGAAAUCUUCACUUUGCCCUUGUCCCACUUGUGCAACCCCCAGAACUGUGGCUACACACACUUCCGCACUGGUGACAAGUAUGCAUACACACUCCCCGUGUUUCACAACGAGAAAAAGCGAGUGUGGGGUUUGACUGCCACUGCUCUAGACCUAACCCUGAAACUUGUUGUUCCUCCUUAACAGCUUAGUCACUGUUACUUUACAGUGUAGAUGUCUAUAGCACACAGUAUGUGACUCAAAGAUGUGUUUAUGAGAAAUGUGCAAUCAAACUUUGUGUAGCAGAACCAUGUCAAGAAUCAAUGUGAAUACUGACUGAAUUUAUUUUGAACAAUAGCAAGUAUUAUCUUUAAAUGAGUUUCUUCUCUACUGUUCACAAGUCUGCCAUAGUUAAACCACUUCAGAAGAUUAAAUACUUUGGAUGCCUCCAUAUUUAAUAACUACAGGCCAGUGUCCAAUCUACCAUUUUAAGUCAAUUUACAAUCAACUGGUUUAUACAUUUCUCAAUGCCUUUGACUCUAUGUACCUUGAUGGCCUUUUUAAUUUUACUCAGUCAGAACAAAAAACUCUGGAAAAAAAACUUUUGGUGAAAAAACUUUUCAUUACUUCAGCUUCCCUGAAGACCCAAAAGCAGCAGAGAAUGUGGAUAUUUUUAAAAGAGCUACUUUUCAGUCUGGCUUUUAAUUAAUUUUAUUCAUGUUAUUUAUUUAAUUACACAUCUUAGACUUGUAUUCAGUUUUUAUUUUCUAUAUUUGUUUCCCUUUGAGUAGUGUUCUUUUAUUUCUAGUUUAACUUGAUUGAAAACACCUUUUUUUUAAACAUUAUCAUUUUAUCUUUGUUUACCUGCCCUAUUAUUCUUUGCAAAUUAAUGAGAUCUGUGAUUUAUGACUGCUUCGAUUCCUGUGUGUGUUUGGGUAAGGUAUUGUUUUUAUAGUUUUUAUUCUGUAAAGUACUUAGUAUUAUUUUAUGAAAAGUGCUUAACAUAUUUAAGCAUUAUUAUUAUUUAAGCGUAUGAGUACUAAGUAUGCUAUUGGUAUCAUUUAUAUGCAAUAUUUUAUUUAACAACUGUCAAAGCUCAUAAAUUCUGAGAUACCUUGUAACUUCCAGUUACCAAUUACGUGGGUUUUAACUUGAAUAACCUUUUCCAUACAGGUUUCAAACGAGGUUUGCAUUUACUUGUCCUGCAGUUCAUGAUUUGACUCAACUCAUGUCUGUCAUAUUGCAUCUCUCACCAUAUCAGGUCUGGACUGUUAUGAGCACUGAAAUGAUUUAGGCGCAUCGUAAUGUGCUGUGUUGAAGAACCAUGCAAUAAAGGCAUUCAGUAUUCAUUCUUCCUUCAUAGGUCAUUUACAUGAUUUACUGAACAUCACAUCAA
Messenger RNA from Paralichthys olivaceus (Japanese flounder), 2945 nucleotides. It is a transcript of the gene nudt8, whose product is annotated as nudix hydrolase 8. Gene Ontology annotation, molecular function: coenzyme A diphosphatase activity. The record is from RefSeq and is a predicted model, not a curated record. NCBI's taxonomy places the organism in Eukaryota, Metazoa, Chordata, Actinopteri, Pleuronectiformes, Paralichthyidae.